CGAGCUUCUGACGAGUGUGUAAUCCAAUUUCAACAAUGGCGGAAGCAGCAAGCCUGGUCGACACAUCAUCCCCAAUCGCCAAGCAGACCUCCUCCCCAUCCUCCACCGCCGCAUACCUCCAGAAAACAGACGAGCUGCAGAAGGUGUUCGAGAAAUUCGACUCCAACGGCGACGACAAGAUCUCCCUCUCCGCGCUCGUGGACGUCCUCAGAUCCAUGGGGACGAACUCCUCCCCUCCAGAUCUCCACUCUGCCGCUCAUUCUGGGGCGCCUCAGCGGCCGCCGAGCUCCGCGAGGCCUUCGAUUUGUACGACGAGAACAAGGACGGGCUCAGCUCCGGGUCCGAGCUCCACCACGUGCUCCAUGGAGGAGUGGUUCAGGAUGAUCAAGGGCGUCGAUUCUGACAGCGACAAAUGCGUCAAUUUCCAGGAGUUGGAGAAGAUGAUGGCCAACGCCAACAGUGUUGCUGCUGCUGUCGUGAACUAGCAUCCCCCUCCUCGCUCGAAUUGAAAGUUCCCCGCCGCCGGUAUCUUCUGCUUUUUCUCCGUUUCCGUCUUUCGUGUCUCCGUUUGUUCUACCAAUUGUGAUGUUGUCGAAUUCGAAUAUGAAAUCUGGAAUACUCAUUAGCGGGUAGCCAUUAACGAAUGCUUGGGGAUGUUAUAAUUAGGUCACUCCUAGACGAUCCCUUUGCUUAUCUAUGAUUGAUACUAGUACUACAAGGACUACAUAUAUCUGAUUUGAACUGUGUAUGUAUGCAACCUAAUGCAAUUGGCCCAAUUUUAGAAUGCUUUCGUCUAUACAUCCCCUUUGCUGUUUUGAAUUGGAUGACUCGAUUAUUAUGUAUUCAUGUCUAAAGUGUCAUGAAUCAUGAUGCAAAGAUGGUGGAAAUGUGGGUUUUUGGGUAACUUAAUCUUCGAUUAAAGAAACAUUUUGGGG
Molecule: messenger RNA, 935 nt
Organism: Linum trigynum
Lineage: Eukaryota; Viridiplantae; Streptophyta; Magnoliopsida; Malpighiales; Linaceae
Source: the annotation of a GenBank genome assembly